AGGUAAAUGGUGAGAAGAAAUACACCAAAUAGACUCGCCAUUGUUCAACUGUACGAGGAAGGAUACUCCAACAAAGAUAUAUCUUUUCUGACUGGAACGCCAGUGAGGACCGUGCAAGAGACAGUGAAGCGAUUCCGUGACACCGGUACAAUAUUUACAACAUCCGACAGAAGUGAUUAUGGAGGAGAAGAAUCCGUGUUGUUGAAUCCUAUGGUUGUUGAAGAAGAUAUGUCCGAGCCUUUGUUGUUUCAACUGGGUUCGGAAGCGCCGCUCGCCUCUGUGACGAUCAAUUGCCCUCAGGUAUGGCUGCUCACACGUUUGGCGCAUGCGAAAGGCUCCUUUCGUAUUGGUCGCAAACUUGGUCAAAAGGAAGUCACCGGUGUCGGGAAAGCAGGUCGGAAAAGUGCAGAGCGCCUUCUGCUUGAACUUCUGACGCCCAAAUCGCCUUCUCCAAUGACGCCAACCCUCAACAAGCCGAUUGCUACUGGAGAGCAUAACUCAAAGAAUAGAAAGUCAAAAUCAAAAAGUUCUUCCUCUCAGCCUCGUACACACAUCCCUCCAGUCAGCGCCCUCGCCCAUCUGGCUGUGUCUUGUCAGCAUUGCUGCUGCAAACGCAUUCGUGUAGUCAAUAUUGGGCGCUUAGACGGUAAAAAUAUCAUGGAAUGCACGAACAGAGAUUGUCUUGCAACCAUAAAACUCACAGAUUUGCAAGAGGGAACGAUAAUCAAUCCGAAUGGGAAGCCUGAAGAAUUUUGUUGGUAUGAUCUUGAUCCAGAGGAGAUCUUCUAUCCAUCAGCGUCAACACUAAGGAGGCUUACGGAGAGCCUGAAAUCAGACGUGAAGAAACCGUUUGUGCCGCCAGUGAGGCAUGAUGCGCAUGGAAACAUCAUCAUGCGUUGUCCUGGGCAGAAGCAAUGGGUCAAGAUGAUGUGAUCUUCGUAUUUUUGUGUCCUCUUACGUCAUGUACAAAUAAUCUCUUUUUUUUGUCAAAAAUAUCAUUUGGGUCACUUUACCAAAUUAGGGUGCUUUCAUACCGCGCCUGCAGCCGCCAUUAGCCGCCUGUAGCCGCUUUUGCACACUAUUGCAGUAUUCUAAGGUUUUUCGAAAAAGUUAAAAGAUCUGCUAUUUGUUAUAAACAUGCGGAUAACCUCACUAAACCAAAAGCAAGAUUUGUGGUUUCGAUGUUGGGAUCCGGAAAUAGAAUAGUGCUGAAAGGCGGCUGCCGGCGCGGUAUGAAGGCGCCUUUAGGGUUUAUCUGUAAUUGGGUAUCAUUUUGCUUACUG
Cylicocyclus nassatus is the source of this 1283-nucleotide messenger RNA. NCBI's taxonomy places the organism in Eukaryota, Metazoa, Nematoda, Chromadorea, Rhabditida, Strongylidae. The record is from the annotation of a GenBank genome assembly.